GUGUGCGUAAGGCCGUGUUCGCAUACAGCGUUAGCGGUGUUCUUUCGAGCUGGUUUUGGCUUGAUCGACAAGGUGUUGUUGAAUUUGUCGCAAGGUCUUGCCGGCUGCUGGGUUCGCAUUUGGUCAGAAGGGUACCUCCGACACUCCUCACCGCUGCUCCUGCGCUUGCUGUGACUGGAGGAUGGCUGUACGUUUGGUGAUCCGAAGUACAUCAUUGGCGCGUACGGUUCAUGCCAAUAUCAAUCUUGCCGACGUCACGAUCCAUCCUCAACAAUCGUCAUACAGCAUUACCAACAGCUUUACGUUGU
Molecule: messenger RNA, 308 nt
Organism: Ectocarpus sp. CCAP 1310/34
Lineage: Eukaryota; Phaeophyceae; Ectocarpales; Ectocarpaceae
Source: the annotation of a GenBank genome assembly